AUGUCCAGGGCAAAUUCUGUAUUGCAAGAAAGCCUAAGAGAGCUCUAUCUAGAUAGCUUCCCUGAAUGCUUGAAACUGGCAGAUCUAGGAUGUUCUUCAGGUCCCAACACACUACUAUUGUUAAGGGAAAUAAUCGAUUCCAUCGAUGCGACAUGUAAGCAACUAAAUAAGAAGGAACCCAUGUUCCAAAUGUUCCUGAACGAUCUCUUCCAUAACGAUUUCAACACUGUAUUCAGAUUGAUCCCUAGAUUUUACCAGGAGUUGAGGAGAGAGAAGGGAGGAGAUUUUGGGCCUUGUUUCAUAGCAGCAAUGCCCGGGAAUUUUUAUGGGAGGUUGUUCCCCGACCAUUCUCUUCAUUUCAUACAUUCUUCAUAUAGUGUCCACUGGCGCUCUCAGGUGCCCGCCAACCUCGUUAGCGAGUUUGAAUCAUCCUUAAACAAAGGCCAUAUCUAUCUGGCAAGGGCAAGCCCCAAAAGCGUGCACGAAGCAUACUUGGACCUUUUCAUGAGGGACAUGACUUUGUUCCUCAAGUCUCGUUCAGAAGAGUUAGUACCUGGAGGUCGCAUGAUGUUCACAAUGAUCGGCAGAGAUAUGAGCGUCAAUUUGCCUGAGGAUCAAGUCGCUAAUUUAUGGGAACUGUUGGGAAUGACAAUAAGCGAUAUGGUUCAAGAGGUUUUACUCUUUACAAUCUCGGCAUGCUUGCUUGCAAAUGCGUACCUGUGUGCGUGCCUAUUGAAUGCAUUGUGUGAAUUAUUUCGCAUAAGACUUUAUUUGAUUGCUGUGGCCCAAAUGAGUCUUUCCGUCAAACAGUUGCCGUGCUCCAACUUAUCAUCGCCUUCUUCUCACCAGCAAUUUUCUGGUUCAUGUUUAAAGGGUCUAAUCGAAGAGGAAAAACUAGAUGAUUUUAACUUGCCCUUUUACAUGCCUACUCCUGAAGAAGUUAGGCAUGUGAUUCAAGAGGAGGGCUCAUUUCACGUCACCAGAUUUGAAACGUUUAAAGUCAACUGGGAUGCCGAAAUGGGCGACGGCAAUUUACGAGUGAGAGGCAAAUAUGUGGCAGCGAACAUUAGAGCGGUCUCAGAGUCCAUCCUGGCAACGCAUUUUGGAGAAGAAGUCAUGGAUGGCUUGUUUGAGAGGUUUGCUAGCAAAGUUUCACAGUACAUGGAACUACAUGAAGGAGAACAUUUCAACAUCCUAGUUUCAGUGAAGAACAGAUGA
Messenger RNA from Eucalyptus grandis, 1218 nucleotides. RefSeq names its product monomethylxanthine methyltransferase 1-like. The record is from RefSeq and is a predicted model, not a curated record. NCBI's taxonomy places the organism in Eukaryota, Viridiplantae, Streptophyta, Magnoliopsida, Myrtales, Myrtaceae. The transcript is spliced from 3 exons. Gene Ontology annotation, molecular function: S-adenosylmethionine-dependent methyltransferase activity. Bases 1 to 1218 code for a protein of 405 amino acids. Gene Ontology annotation, biological process: methylation.